CCAUCACAAACCAACGCCCCUUGUAUACCUAAUUGGAGUGUUUGAAAAUUUAUUGAAAUUAUAAGUAAAAUAUUACUUUAAAUUGAUCAAAUACUAAAGCAGUUGAUCUUAGAUAAGGAAAUAAAGGGUAGUUAGAAGCCAGGAAGAUUAAUGCAAUACCAAACCAAACUACCAAACCAACCCGUUCUCUUUAGUAAACACUCAAACCCCGGUACCCUACCCAAAACAAGCAACUUUGAUCCGCUGAACGGAGUCGAAUCGGUCUGUGCAUUGAGGAAACAAAGAUAAAGAAACGACCUCUAAUCCAUCAGCUUGCCAUCGUAGCCCCAGCCAUACAUACUCAACGCCAACUAUUCUACCUAACCUAAGGAGGCGAAGGGAAAGGAAAAAGGAACAGCCUUCAGUGUCCCUUCAUCUAGCCGGCGUGGUGCAUCGUGUUGAUCGAGCUGCUGCUGUAUUUCUUCCCACCUUUUCUGUCGCUAACAGACUGCUCAUCGUCUGAAACGGCAACGAUAUAUCCUGCCCGUCCGAGUGGGGAGACCGGCCAACUCUGAAUCCGACCCAGCAAUAGACGUUCACGUCGUGAUAUGGCGUUACCGAUUCAGUAAAAUCAUGGCCUAGUUGCCUUUAAUACUUUUUAAAACAGAGUGAUAUCGUGUUGACUGCAAAACCAGUGUAUUUUACCGUUAAGGAAGUUAUAUUUUAGAAGAUAUUCCAAAUGGCAGAAGCCAUGAAUUACCAAUCUUGUUGCAGGCUGUGCCUGUCUGAGAGGAUGGACAGUUUGCAGUCGAUUUUCGGUGAAACGCCAAACGAUCCAGACCUAACGAAGAAAAUUUUGCAACAUUUAAAUAUCGAGAUCACCUCUUCAGACAAAAUGUCGACCAUGGUUUGCGAAGAAUGCAUAGAAAAAGUAUCGUCAUGGAAUUCAUACAAGGAACAAUGCGUCCAAAAUCAGAAAAAAUUCGAAGACGUCUUAGAGCCUCAACAGAAGCCUGCCACGCCUCCUCCUUCGUUUGCCCCAGAACCAAUUUCUGAAUCUGCGCCUUUUGCACAUCUUAACGUCCAUAUAAAAGAAGAACCGAUAACUGAGCUGGAUAAUCCAGACGAAACGCCUCCAGAAUUUGUAGAACCGGAACCGGAAAGGGAAGAUCCGCUUCCUCCAGAAAACGUGCUAGACCAAUCGGAUAUGGCACAAAUAUAUGUUAAGAGCGAACCGUUAGAUAUUGAUCAGCUCGACCAGCUAGACCAGGUUGACGAGAUGGACGAAUCCAUGGAGCACGAAUAUAACGAAUUUCCACCUACGUUAUCGCCGCAACAGAUGAAUAACGGAGAUAUGCCGGAAGUAAUUCGUGAAGAAGCUGAAUUUCAUAGAAAAUGUAGUGUUUGUGGCAAAGUUUUUAGUAGUGCAGGAAACAAGAAAAAGCAUGAAAGAGUUCAGCAUGGACUUCAUCCUGUGCUUUCUGUUACUCCGAAAGAAAAUGGCCUUACUAACGGAGAACUUCAAGCUUCAGACGUCGUCAAAGAAUCGCAAAGAAAAAUCUUAUACGGCAUGGGAUUAAAAUUGGUUAAAAGCAGUGCAGAAACAGUUACGAAUUCGUCACUCUCCAAAAUAGAACUGAGUUAUAUAGAAAAGUGCAAAGCUAUGGUCAGCAUGCACAAAACCUUGGUCUGUGCUUGUCACAACGUGCCCCAUCAGAAUUUGAAGGGUUUAUUGUCCCAUUUAAGAGCGCUGCGAAUAUGGUUUCCGGUUUUUACUUGCUAUAAUUGUAUGAUAACGUUCACCGAUCGUUCAACGUUUACCAGACAUAUUUCGAGGUGUUCCAGUCAAGCUUUAAACUCCAUAACGAAGCUCAGCAACUUGACCCAGCGUACUGAGGUGAAAACGCGGCUGUAUCAGAACUUCAAAUGUACCAUUUGUAAAUUUAUGUUUAGUUUCCAUGAAGAUUUUUGCACGCACGUCGAUCUGGAUCAUUCCAUGUUGCAGUUCCCUAUUCAUUGUCCUUGCGGAAGGGUUUUCGAGGAUAUAGAUGAUUAUAAGGAUCACGUGUACGUCAGUUGUUUGGUUGAAUACUAUUGCGAUAUAUGUUUCAUAACUACGAAGACUUUAAGUGAUUUCCAAAAGCAUGCUACUGAGGUUCACGACGAAUCUGAAGGAUUUAUCCUUCUACAAGACGAUAAUUACAAAGUUAGAAAACCAGCUAUGCACAGCAGUCCUGGAACGUCAGGCGUUGACGAAUCCUUUAUAUUGACCGGUAAAAGAGAACGAAAGACUUCGGUUAAAAAUCCUUUCAUGGACGAUGAUGGAUUAGAUGAACUAGUCCCAUCCGCUGUUGUUAAACCGACUUUCUACACUCCGAAGACUAAUAACCGCGUUUGCCCGGUUUGUCACAAAGAAUAUUCUUCUUACAAAAAUAUGAUGCGCCAUUACAAGACCCAUAAAAACGAGGAUCAAUUGCAGCACGAACCACCGCAAGAAGGGGACAUGGACGAGGAGGAAGCCUUUUAUUCCUGUCCGGAUUGCGGAGGGAUGUUCAACACUUUGGAAUGGAAAAUCCAUCUGACCGAAAAGCACCAGAACAAACCUUGCGGAGAAUGCGGAAAAUUUUUCCAAUUCCAAACAGAGUUAGACCAUCACCGAAGCGUACAUUUGAAUAUCAAGGUUUAUAGAGACUCGAAGACUCAAUCCUAUAAAAGCACGAUGGUCAGUCCUAGUUCGGACGGGGAGGUGAUGCUUUUGUGUGAAAUUUGUGACGUGAUGUUCCCCACCAAAGAGGAUUUGAAAAACCAUAAGCUGACGCACGACGAAACCCUAGGCAUGGGAAUGGAUAUGGACAUGGAUUUGGAGGGUGAUGGUGGCAGCAAUGAUGUCGAUGUGGUAACUCCGGAUGUUAGGAAAUAUAAAUGCGAGUUGUGCACCGAAGAAUUUAACAGUUAUUCGGGUUUAUGGGAGCAUAACAGAGUGAAGCACCCAGAAAGGAAGACUCCGAAUGCUAAUACUUAUCCCAAAGAAUGCAAAGAAUGCGGUAAAGUGUGCACUACCGGCGCUGCUUACUACAGACAUAGACAGAUCCAUGACAAACCAGCUCCUGGAGAUGCUACCGAAAGCAAAGGAUCGCUUCUUAGAGUAAGAAAAGUCGAACCAGCCGAAGAAGAAUCUUAUCAUACUUGUAAGCGUUGUUUCAAAGUAUUUUCAAAUAAAUACAACUUGAAGAACCACUUGAAGUGCCACGGCAUCAACAUCAAUCCGGCUAGCAAGAGGGUAUUAAGAAAAGUCGUUUGUAAAAUAUGUCAGCAAGUGUUCGAAAAUAAUGACGAUUUAAUUCAACACAAACAAGAGUAUCACACCCAGGAGGAAAUUGAUGAAUGUGAAGAAAAAAUGUCAGCGGGUCCCAUGAUGUUCACUUGCGACAUCUGUGUAAUGACUUUCAGCAGCAAGAUCGCAUUGAAAAAACACAAAGAAAAACACAAUCAAGAAACGAAAAAGGGAGCUCAACCGAUUUUCUGCAAAUAUUGCAAAGUUCCGUUUGAAUCGACUGCUCAAUUAUCGCAGCACAUGUUACUGGAACACGAUGAAAGACUUAGAAAGAGACCCAUUAAAGAGGUGCAACCUGAACUUCAGCACACUUGUAAUAUCUGUCAAAAGUCGUUCCAAACUAACGGCGCUUUGACCACCCACGUGGGUUGGCACAAACGCGCCCAAAAUGAAGGAAACACUAAGGUCAUGAAGAAUUCAGUACCACUACCGCCUAAAGUGGUCGUCAAGGAAGAACCGAUGGAUCCUAGAUACCAGUGCGCUACCUGCCUGGCCGAAUUACCCAACGAUACGGCUCUGCAGGUGCAUAUUUUAGAAAAGCAUAGAAGCGUAAGCGCUAUUAUGCUGAUACCACGCUGCAACACUUGUAACAAAGAUUUUGCCACACAGGACGAGUACGAGACCCACAAGCGUUUGCACGAUUUCCUCGAACGCCAAAAGCUGCACGAACAGAAGAUGUUGCAACAGCAGGACAUCAAGCCGGUAGUACAAACUCCGCCCGGGCCGAAACCUAAGAGUUAUCCGUGCAAACAUUGCAACGCUGCGUUCAGCAGGUCUGACACGUUGGGUGCCCAUAUGAGACAGUUCCAUAAGGAGCAUAUUGUGACUGAAUUCAGGUGUCAUCAUUGCGAUAGAGUGUUUGAGAAACAGAACUCGUUGACGAUACAUUUGAAGGUGCACGAGAAGCAGCGAAUUGCGCAGGCACCCGUCAGCAAACCGCUGUUUUCUUGUUCGAUUUGUAAUAUGGGUUUCGAUUUACCAAAGGAUUUGAGAGCUCAUACUAUUAGCGCUCAUCCAUUCUGACCAGAAUAGGUUUAAGAAUAUUUUUCUCUACUUUUUUGUAACCUUGUAUUUUCAUUAUUUCUUAUAUAUUUUUUCCUGUUUAGGUGUAUCACUAUUUGUUAUUUUUUAUGCCUACGUUUAUAUAUUUAAUGACUGGAUACUUUUAUAUUUUUCUUUUUUUAAUAAAUUAUGUUUAUUCCACAA
Molecule: messenger RNA, 4519 nt
Organism: Psylliodes chrysocephalus
Lineage: Eukaryota; Metazoa; Arthropoda; Insecta; Coleoptera; Chrysomelidae
Source: the annotation of a GenBank genome assembly